Messenger RNA from Rhododendron vialii, 3006 nucleotides. RefSeq lists its product as uncharacterized. Gene Ontology annotation, biological process: response to endoplasmic reticulum stress. The transcript is spliced from 11 exons. The coding region runs from base 245 to 2572 and encodes 775 amino acids. Lineage: Eukaryota; Viridiplantae; Streptophyta; Magnoliopsida; Ericales; Ericaceae. The record is from RefSeq and is a predicted model, not a curated record. Gene Ontology annotation, molecular function: protein binding.
GGUGGGGCUUAACGCUUAUUACAUGAGCCUUUUUUGGCGGUGGUACCGUGGUGGUGCUAUGUACCAUAUUUGGUUUCCUCUGCCAUUCUUCUGCUCCUACUGCUUUUCUCACUCCAAAUGCUACUAACAGCAAUACUUCUACCCCCAAAUUUCCUCCCCAGCUCUCUCUCUCUCUCUCUCUCUCUAAAAACUCUUUACUCUCGGGUUGAUCCUUCGAUCAUCGCCCGAAAAGGUGUUCCACAGAAUGGGAGCAGGGAGGAAGAAAAAGACCCUCACGUUGAAAGAGAAACCCCAACCUUCUAACACAGUGAAUUGUAGUGUAUCUGCUAGGAAUCUGAGGAAGAGUGAUCUGGGUAGCAUUAUUUUUGGAUGCAAGCACAACACAAUCGCUGAAUGUUAUUCCCAACUACUUUUUGGUUUACCAGGUUCGCACUUUGCUUAUGUGAAGAACAUCAGACCUGGCAUGCCGCUUUUCUUAUUCAACUACAGUGAUAGGAAACUUCAUGGUAUUUUUGAGGCUGUUAGCGCCGGACAAAUGAAUAUUGAUCCAUACGCGUGGACUGGUGAUGGUGCAACAAGCACCCCAUAUCCUGCACAGGCUCGUGUCCGAAUUGAGAAGCAGUGCCAACCCUUGAAGGAAGAUCAAUAUAGUCCAAUAAUCGCAGACAACUACUAUGAGCCAAGGCUCUUUUGGCAAGAGCUUGACCGAAAUCAAACCAAAAAUUUAAUCACCUUGUUUUCACUGUCACCUGUUGAUGUGAGUACCCGACAUGACAUAGCUAGGCAUAAUACCCGUCCAUCAAAAAAACAAAACAAAGCUGAGUGCAAUACCCUUGUAAGGGCGUUGCCCAAAUCCAAAACAAGUCCAUUUAUUGCUGAUGUUGAGCGUAAUACAGUUGUAGCUAGUUCAAGUACUUCACAUCAACCCAAAACAUGGAGUUCAUUAUUCAAACAUUCCACUUCUACUGAAACAUUUAAGGAGGAUGAAGAUUCAAAGACACAACCUUCAGAUUCAACUUUAGCACAUUCCAAUCUCUACAACAUGGAGUGCAAGUCUUCAUCUAUGAUGCCUUGUCUGGAAGGAGAAAGCCAAAACUUUGAAGCUCUUCAAGAGGAUUCAGCAAUGUGGAAUGAAGAGCGAAUACGUGCGGGCUCAGAAUCAGGAGAGGAAGUGUCUUCCUCUUCCUUUCAAGAGGGGACUAUCUUUGAAGCUUUAGUUAAUGAUACAAAACAGGAAGGUGAACAUGGUGACACCGUAGUUUUGUGCGAGAAUCUCCCACGUUCAGAUGGUUCUGACAUGGGAUGGGACUCAGCAUGUGCUACACCUCAUAUGAGUGGAGAAAUUCAGCCUUCAGACGCUUAUAUGUGUGCCGAUGUGACAAAAGAUGUGGCAAAAGUUGAUGAGGAAGAAGUUUCGGAACAUUCUUACUCUUCUCCUGAUAAUCAUGAGGAAGCAUCUGACAGGGUAGAUUCAGAAAGGGGAUGUUCUUCAGAAGCGUUGGCAGUUGCAGAUAUGGAGUCUGUUGUUGCUAAGAUGAUAGAAGAAAUUGUAGGGUUGAAAGAUUCUCAAUUAAAACAAGUACAGAAAAUUGGUUCUCUGGAGAAGGAGCUGGUUGAAUCCAAGGCAGAAAUACAGAAACUGAAAAACAGAUGUGAUCUAUUGGAAUCUGGGUUGCUUCCUCAAAUUGGGCAUGUUCAGGAAGCAGUUAUUAAGACAAUUGAUGAUACGAUACUUCUAGUUGGAGGAUUUGACGGUUGUUCUUGGUUAUCAGCUUUGGAUUCCUACUCUCCUUCUCAGGACACAAUGAAAUCUCUUAAGCCAAUGACCUUUCCUCGCUUAUAUGCCUCAGCAGCAACUUUGGAUGGUGAACUUUACGUAUUUGGUGGUGUAGAUGCUGGUACAUGGCAUGACACUGUUGAAUCAUACAACCCAACAAAUGAUCAGUGGGUUAGUCGUCCUUCAUUAAACCAGAAGAAGGGAAAUCUAGCUGGAGCUUCUUUAUACGGGAAAAUUUAUGCAAUUGGAGGUGGAAAUGGAGUUGAAUGUUACGCCGAGGUGGAAAUGUUAGACAUGAACAUUGGGAGGUGGAUCACCACUCGGUCAAUGCUACAAAAGAGAUUUGCUCCAGCGGCAGCAGAAAUUAAUGGUACACUCUAUGUCGUGGGUGGAUAUGAUGGAAGAAAUUACUUGAAUUCCGUGGAAAGAUUUGAUCCACGAGAGCACUCGUGGACAAGGGUAGGAAGUAUGAGCACGAGGAGGGGAUGUCAUUCUGUGGCCGUGGUGAAUGGGAAACUAUAUGCUUUGGGUGGAUACAAUGGGGCUGAAAUGGUCCCAACCGUCGAGAUUUUUGACCCUCGCCUUGGUUCGUGGAUGCUAGGGGAACCCAUGAACUAUGCUAGGGGAUAUUCUGGAGCUGCCGCUAUUGGGGAGAAAAUCUGUGUCAUUGGUGGUGUGAAUGAAAGUGACAAGAUACUUGACACGGUUGAAUGUUAUAACGAAGGUUGCGUUUGGGAGGUGACUAAUCUGAAAGCUGUUGGCAAAAGAUGCUACUUCUCUGCCAUUGUCUUGUGAGUUGUGAGUGAGUUCGGCUGCGGUCCUCUUUUUAAGUACGCCUCGGUAAUUUCUGUUAGUCUGUCCUAUACUGAAAGCGGUUUGUAUUAGAGUCUGUCCUUACACUAGUUACUUCUGUCCUCAGACCCCAGGGUUUAUAGUGAAACUGUGCUUAGAGUUAUAGCAAUCUGCUUUAUCUACUGGGGUUGGACAUUGGACCUAGUAUGCUUGGUUGUAUGUUGUUGGCCAAAAUGAAGAAUAUCCCUUCAUACCGGCUUCAAAUUUGUAAUGCAUUUUGCAGCAGAAAAUUCUCAAAGCCACCCGCAUGAACAGUGUUCCGUGUGAGACGGGUUAUAGUUCAAACUUCGUCUCUGGUUUUAGGUUUUUGUUCUGUUUUGGGUUCCUACUCUUAAUGCAGUAAAUAUACAAAAUGGGGGUGGAGUUUUCAGAGUGCA